UGAGGAUCGAACGCGAUUAUUUAUCCCUGCUUAGACUGGGAAAGAUAAAAUAGUGUUGGAUCAGCGAUCGGAAUUAAUUAAUGAAAAUGGAGGAGCAAGCUUUGGUUGACGCUGAAGUUUUCAAGUGUGAUUUUUGUCACCUGCACUACAACCUCUAUAAGCGUCGAGCAAAACUGUUAACCUGUAACCACAGUUUCUGCCUCAAAUGUCUUCAAGGCCUGCAGACCUCCAGAGAAAUCGUUUGUCCAUCUUGUCAGUACAUAACGAACGUCGGGCCUACAGGCGUUGUUUCACUAAGGGACAACGGCUUCAUUCUUCCGAGAUUAAAGGAUGUACCAAAGGAAGAGAUUUUAGCCAGCGACAAAGACCUAGAUUCUUUUAUAGACAUGAGCGACUUCAACGUAACUCGUCUCUCCAAUGGUUCCUCUUCUAAUAAUAUGAUCGUUCAAAGGCCAAACAUGAAAAGGCCCAUGUGGUUCUGUCGGUCGUGCAACAAACCUGCACACACAAAUUGCAUCGAGUCGCAUGACCUGUGCCAGUAUGAGGUCAGGGUGAGGGAGAUGGAGGAAGAGCUGACCAAGAUUCAGCGCUUGGUGUGCGGCCGCGCCUCUAAGGCAAUGCACGUCUCGGACCAGCUACACAUGCUCACCGUGGCCAUGGAGGAUGCUUGGGAGGCGCUAAAAAUUAACCUAACUCAAAUGCAGAAGGAGUACAAAGACCAAUUAAAGUCUAUUAGCGAAUCAAAAGCACAUCUGGAAAUGACAAUUGGACAAAAGGACAAAUGGGGCAUCGAGGAGGCGCGUGCGGGCAACCCAGCCUUGCUGCAGGACAAGAUAAACCGCUUGCAAGAGCACGGCGAGACCCUGGAGUACAAGUCUCGUAUUUUCGAAGACGCGAAAGCGCAGUGGACUGUAUUCACUAACUGCACGGCGCAAAUUAAGCUGAAGGAAAUGAGUACAGCAUUCCCACUGGGCAAUUUUGACAUCAAUUUGGACCUGCACGAGCAGAACGCCAGCCCCGAGUGCCUUUGCAUGAUGUACUCAAUUUAUAAAUAUGUGGAAAACCGACUGCAGACCAAGAGAAUGGACAGCAUGCUCGGCGAUGUUAAUGCUUUUGGAUCCAACACUGUUAAAGAUAUAGCGGUUAAUCAUCAUAGUGCAGCUCCUGUAGUAAGAGAACGUAACAACAACGAGAAUGGUUACCAACUUCAAGUAGUGGACAGCAAACCUAAAGCAACGAUAGCUCAGAUAGUGGCAACAACAGCAGCUGCGGCUCCAGCCCAGCCGCCACCGAAAGCAGUUGCCUCUAUUCCCAAGCCUCUGGCCAAGACAAAGUAUGCAGCAACUGUCUUCUGUUUUUUUGAUCUAUCGCACAAUAAUGAGGAUAUCGGAAGGGUUAUCAUGGAGGUGUAUUUCAGCAAAGCACCGAUAAUGGCUCGCAAUUUUAUUGAGCUGUGCACAGGCGUCCACGGUAUUACUUACAAGUUCACGGACCUGUGGCAGGUGCCGGACAACGACCAUGUGGUGGGCGGCAAUUUGCGCGACGGCGACAAGAUAUCAAUUUACGACCGCAAGGUGUUCAACGGAGAUGCAUCGCCGCUGCACGACGGCGUUGGCAUGCUGCGGAUGCGCGGCCAUGGCACCACGGCCAAAGGCGAGGCGGUCGUUGGCUCGCAGUUUAUGAUUUGGAUGAAGCAAAAGAUUUUCAAGAACUACGCGCGCACCCUGGUCUUUGGCAAGGUGAUUAACGGCAUGGAGGUGCUGCAGAAGGUGCCCACCAUGGUGAACAAGAAGGAGGGCCAAAUCACCAAACGCAUCGUGCCGUGCCGCAUCAUGGACUGCGGCACCUGCGACGGCCCUCGAUGAUUUAACAAAAUUAAUUACCUAGAUAAAAUAAUUGCAACGAAGGCGAGGGAUAAAAUUAGAAUUUAAAUCUGCUGUCCCAAAAACUAAUAUUGAGUGUUUCCAGGAAAAUUUUGAAGAGAAAUUAAAUAUUUUAAUACUGAAGUUUAUUAGAUAUGUCAAUAAACUGGUACUGAUCUUGGGAGUUAAAAUUUGUAAUAAUUGAUACUCUUUUAUAUCAUUAAUGACUAAAAUCUUAAUAUUAAAUUAAUAUUUCCUCCCAUUGAGCAUUCAAGCAUUUCUGAAUGGCAAAAAAAUAUAAUCAGCUUGUCCACUUAAAAACCGACAGCGCCACCGUUAAUUUUGAAUUUUCAAGUGCUACGAUAUCAGAUUUAAUUUAAAAUAUUUAUUUUGACGUGCUGAAAACCAAAAUCGGUUCAGUCAAUCCCCCUACAAUUAAAUCAACAAAAAGUCGAAGUUUCUUUAAACGGCUGAACUGGUUCUGGUUUUCUGCGCAUUAAAUAAAUUAUUAUCUAACCUUUAAUGCACUUUCAAUCUGUAGUAUCUGUGCCUGAAAAUUGAUAACCCCGCAUGUAAGCGACUUUAAAAUAAUUUUCCUGCUUUGCCCAAAUUUACACUGAAUGACAAGUGAAUUAGCUGAUUUUUAAGACCUAACAGGCCUCUCAAAAUUAUUUCCUGUACACACUCAACAAAUUAAAUCAGUCAAAAAUGGAUAUUUGCAUUUAAAAUGACCGUCAACAAUUAGAUCAUUUGAUAUUAGUAUAUAUCGUCGGAAAACCAGGUUGAACACAUUGGCAGAAUAUUAUUGAUCUUAAAACAGACUCAAGAAAGUGCCUUUUAUACGAAUUGUCGAAUGCUAAUGUUAAAUAAAAAAAUCAUAACCGAGCAAAAUGAACAAGAUUCUUCCAAUAACUACUGAGAUCACACAAUUUUCAAGUCUUAUUGACUGCUUCCCAAAUAAUAAUUGUAUGAAAGUAAAUGCUGUCAUAUCAUAUUGUGUAUAAAUAUUUACCCCCAAAACAGAGAUGAUAAUCUCUUGAGGCUAUCAACUUUUGUAAUGCGAUUAAAAUGUAACAGCUUAUUUUGUUUAUUAAGUGGCUCUUGUAGUUAAUUACAGCAUGAUCAUAAUAAAAUAAAUUUCGAUUUCUUUCCAAGUA
Messenger RNA from Cloeon dipterum, 3019 nucleotides. RefSeq lists its product as uncharacterized. The record is from RefSeq and is a predicted model, not a curated record. Lineage: Eukaryota; Metazoa; Arthropoda; Insecta; Ephemeroptera; Baetidae. Gene Ontology annotation, cellular component: intracellular membrane-bounded organelle. Gene Ontology annotation, molecular function: peptidyl-prolyl cis-trans isomerase activity. The coding region runs from base 81 to 1865 and encodes 594 amino acids. The transcript is spliced from 7 exons. Gene Ontology annotation, biological process: protein peptidyl-prolyl isomerization.